Messenger RNA from Paramecium primaurelia, 1325 nucleotides. NCBI's taxonomy places the organism in Eukaryota, Ciliophora, Oligohymenophorea, Peniculida, Parameciidae. The record is from the annotation of a GenBank genome assembly.
AUGAACGAAAUUACUAUCCCAUGUUCUAAUUGUAAAUAACCAAUUGCAGAAUCUAAACAUAUGCUUCAUGAAACAUAUUGUUUACGUAAUAAUAUAAAAUGUCUUAAAUGUGGCGUAUUUUAUGAUAAAAAUGAUCCAGAAAGUCAUGAGGAGGAAUACCAUAAAAAAGAAAAAUGUUAAUAUUGUUAAUUGGAAUCUGAAGGUCAUUUAUCUAUAUUAUAAAAAUAGAUUUGAAAAAACAUAAAUGCUAUAAGAAACCAAAAUAAUGUAUGCAUUGUGAUCUUAGUUUCCCAGCUGAUUAAUUAUUUUAACAUGAAAAUCAAUGUGGAAGUAGAACAGAAAAAUGUGAUAUAUGCAAUAGUUUUAUAAUAAUGAGAGAAUAUUCAAGUCAUAUAAAGGAUUGUAAACCUAAACCAAAAGUUGAAUCUUCUUAAGUGUAGAAAAAACCAUCCAAUUCAGAAAUUUAUGAUAGACCAAAUUAUGAUAUGUCUAAAAUUGAUGAUAGAAUUGAUCAAUAGAAAUUUAAUAGUAAAAAGGAAACACCUUAAUAAAAUCCUUCAAGUCAAAUCUAAUCCAAAUAAUCAGUCUAAUAACAAUAAUAAUAACAAUAAUAAACUAAACCUAUAGGAUCUGGAUAUAAAUUUGGAUAAGCAGCAGGAGAAUAAAAAUCAAAAUAUCAACUAUCAGAUGAAGAAAAAUAGAGAUAAAAAGAUGGUAUUAGACCUCCAUCUUCUAAUAAUUAAACAGGUUCAAGACCUUAACAAUAAAACAUUACAUCAGGAACAUAGUCAAAAUAAUAAUUAUAUAAUUAAAAAUAAUAGAAUUCAUAAAAGAAAGAUGAGACAACAUAAUUUGAUAAUUAAUAUGAAAAAUAAUAGUAUAUUAAUAAAUUAUCCUAACAAUCCCAACCAUAACCAUAAUAAUAGUAAAAGUAACCAACACAAGCAUAGAAAAGUUUAGAGAGCUAUAAAAAUACUUAAAAUGAUAAAUAAUAAUUUUAAAAUUAAAAUAAUAAUCCUAUAUUAAGAAGACCAGAUACAGCUAUAGCAAGAGAGAUUUAGAGAUAAAUAGAGUUAGAAGAAGAAUUUGGAAUAAGUUCAGAAGAGUAUUUACAAUAAUAAAUGUUUAAUUAAAUGUCACUAAACGAAAAAAAAGAACAAGCUCAGCCAAUCAAAAAAACAACAAUGCCAUAAUCUGUAAUACCAGCAAGAGUUCCAUAAAAAGUUGAUAAAUAGGAAUUCGAUUUCGAAGAUAUUUCUGAGGAAGAAAAACUUGUAUAAUUAUAAAUAAUGGAAAGUUUUAAGGAUAAUAAGAAAAAACGUUGA